AAGAGUGCAUCGGCCAUGGAGGCAUUCGAGAAGCUUGAGAAGGUAGGGGAAGGUACUUACGGAAAGGUGUACAGAGCGAGAGAUAGGGUUACUGGCAAAAUCGUAGCACUGAAGAAGACGAGGCUUCAUGAGGACGAAGAAGGUGUCCCUCCUACUACUCUCCGCGAGAUCUCUCUUCUGCGGAUGCUCUCUAGAGAUCCUCACAUCGUCAAACUGAUGGAUAUUAAACAAGGCCAGAACAAAGAAGGAAAGACGGUCCUAUACUUGGUGUUUGAGUACAUGGAUACUGAUGUUAAGAAAUUUAUUCGUAGUUUCCGCGCAAAUGGAGAAAACAUUCCCCCUAAAACUGUCAAGAGCUUGAUGUACCAGCUGUACAAAGGAGUUGCUUUCUGCCAUGGUCAUGGUGUGUUACACAGGGAUCUGAAACCACACAAUCUUCUGAUGGACCGUAAGACGAAUGUGCUCAAAUUAGCAGAUUUUGGACUUGGCAGAGCUUAUACUCUGCCCAUCAAGAAGUAUACGCAUGAGAUAUUAACCCUGUGGUAUAGAGCCCCUGAGGUUCUUCUUGGAGCUACUCAUUACUCCACAGCAGUUGACAUGUGGUCUGUUGGUUGUAUAUUUGCUGAACUGGUCACAAAAAAAGCCCUCUUCCCAGGAGACUCUGAGCAGCAACAACUGCUUCACAUUUUCAGAUUGCUAGGUACUCCUAAUGAAGAACUCUGGCCCGGGGUGAGCAAGCUAGUUAACUGGCAUGAAUACCCCCAAUGGAACCCCCAGCCACUCUCAACUGUUGUCCCUGGUCUAGAUGAAGAUGGGCUCCAUCUUCUAUCUGAGAUGUUGCAUUAUGAGCCAGCUAAGAGGAUUUCAGCAAAGAAAGCUAUGGAACACCCCUAUUUUGAUGAUCUGGACAAAACUCCUCUCUGAAGUCCUGCACCAUG
This is a messenger RNA of Nicotiana tabacum (common tobacco), 938 nucleotides long. The record is from RefSeq and is a predicted model, not a curated record. NCBI's taxonomy places the organism in Eukaryota, Viridiplantae, Streptophyta, Magnoliopsida, Solanales, Solanaceae.